Mirounga angustirostris (Northern elephant seal) is the source of this 1467-nucleotide messenger RNA. It is a transcript of the gene OC90, whose product is annotated as otoconin 90. Bases 1 to 1467 code for a protein of 488 amino acids. Gene Ontology annotation, biological process: lipid catabolic process; phospholipid metabolic process; arachidonate secretion. The record is from RefSeq and is a predicted model, not a curated record. Gene Ontology annotation, molecular function: phospholipid binding; calcium ion binding. The transcript has 13 exons. NCBI's taxonomy places the organism in Eukaryota, Metazoa, Chordata, Mammalia, Carnivora, Phocidae.
AUGAUCCUGCUUCUCCUCCUAAGUAUGCUGAUGGCCCCGCAUGGUGGGGGCCAUCCUCUGGACACCCCACACCUUCCACAGGAGCUGCCUCCGGGACUCUCAAAAAAUAUCAAUAUCACAUCCUUCCCUGGGGUGUUUAAAAAUGUCGAAAGUGUCGCCGACAUUUUUGACUGCCUGGGCUCCCGCUUCACCUGGCUGCAGGCUGUCUUCACCAGCUUCCCUGAGCUGCUCCAGUUCGUGAGUGGUAUGAAGUGUGUGGCCAGUCUCUGCCCCCGGGACUUCGAGGACUACGGCUGUGCCUGCAGGUUUGAGAUGGAGGGGCCGCCUGUGGACGAGUCUGACAGCUGCUGCUUCCAGCACCGCAGGUGCUUUGAAGAGGCCGCUGAGAUGGACUGUCUCCAAGACCCUGCCAAGCUCAGCACAGAUGUCAACUGCGUCAGCAAGAGGAUCACAUGUGAGUCCGGGGACCCUUGUGAGCACCUGCUGUGUACCUGCAACAAGGCUGCCAUAGAAUGCUUAGCUCAGUCCAGGAUCAACUCUUCCCUGAACCAUCUGGACACUUCCUUCUGUCUGGCUCAGCCUCCAGAGACAACCAGCACGGAAGAGCUGACGACGCUUCUGCCCAGAGUGGUUCCCGUGGAGCCCACGAACACCAGUGCAAUGGCCCUUUCAGGAGAAGAAGCGGGCCAGGACCAGAAAGACACGGAAGCCACUGGGACCACAUCCCCUCCAGGAUCUGCAGAGAUUGUUGUCUCGACAAAAGGAGUAACCAUGGUCCCCGCCGGUUUAAAAUCUUUGGGCUUAGCUGUGUCAUCCAUCAAAAGUGGCCUGGAGGAGACAACUGGAAAAGCCUGUGACAGGUUCACCUUCCUGCAUCUGGGAAGUAGGGACAAUGCAUGGGUGAUGCCUCAGCUCGGAGAGAUGCUCUUCUGCCUGACAUCCCGAUGCCCAGAAGAAUUUGAAUCUUACGGCUGUUACUGUGGGCAAGAAGGACGAGGCGAGCCAAGGGAUGCCCUGGACGGGUGCUGUUUUUCCCACCACUGCUGCCUGGAGCAGGUGAGGAAACUGGGCUGCCUGCUUGAGAGGCUUCCUCGGUCACCAGUGGAGUGUGUGGACGGUACAGCCAAGUGUGUGGGGCAGAGCCUGUGUGCGAAGCUGCUUUGUGCCUGUGACCAGACGGUGGCCGAGUGCGUGGCCUCUGCCUUCUUUAACCAAAGCCUCAAGUCAUCGGGCGCACAUGAGUGCCAGGGCCACCAGCUGUCCUGCGAGGACAGCAUGCCCGGGGGCCCUGUGGCUUCCUCCCCUGGCUCCAGCUCUGAGGAGGACAGCGAGGAGGCCAUGUCCCACACAGAGGGCCGCAGAAGAACCAGAAGAUUUCUGGGGAAGUCACUGGGUCCUGUGGGGACUAGGCGACAACAUGGCCCCAGAGAGACCCCUGGAGAAAGCAACAAGCGCCCCCCACAAUAG